GUUUCGUAGUUCUCGCUGUGGUGAGAGGACAGCUUUUGUUGGGUUGGAGUACCAAUACCAUUUUCCCCAUCACGAAGAAACCAAAAAGAUUUUACAAGGCAAAUAAAUACGGUAUUAUUUACCUGUGGAAAAAACCAAGCUCUUCGCCCCAGUACAAAAUACAUGGUUACAAAAUCUCAACAACGCUACAAACAAUUAAGGUACAAUUUCCAAAUCUCGAGUGCAAGUAAGAGGAUUUCCAUAAAACCAGAGAGUGUUUAGAAAUUCUACCGUCGUUUGAACCUGGUACAAAAAAAAUAUUAUUUGGCUCGAGAAACUUAUUAGUGUUUUGUUUCAGUGUGAAGUUAAAUAAGGGAAAACCAAUUAAUGAAGGAAUUGUGAUACAGUUUGAGAAUGGGAAAUGAGAGAUUUCUGUGUAAACCUUUGUGAGUGACAGAACAAACUAAACUGGUUAUACGGUGUACAAAAACUCGUGAGGGUAUAGUGUCAGUUAACAGCACUAUCGUCGUUUGACCGUCUAAAUACACACUGCCAAUUGCUUCACAACAAUACACAAAAACAUUAAUAACGACAGGGUAAAAUCGAUGAAAAUUGUGCAAUCGACGCGGCCAAAAUCACCCCACUAACGCACUUCAACAAGGCUUUGUGUCGAGAGUAUUAACCUGCCCCUGGGUUUAUUGCGUUAGUUUUUCAGGCAGAGUAAAAUAGCCAAAAGACGGGUAGUGUAUAUCUUUGAUGAAAUUAUUUGUUUCGAGUGCUGCCCAGUGCGUGAGAACAGGAUAAAGUUGGGAAGAAGAGAGUACUUGAAAACAGUGUACAUAACUGAAAACAGAGGAAACUGAAGAGUGUAAAAUUAGACUAAUUUAAUCUAAUAUAGUUUGGUAUGGUAUGUGACAUUAGUGUAACAUAAUUAUAACAUAAUUAUUCAUAAGUUCUGAAGUUUUGGAUUAAGAUAAAAUUGAAGCACUAUUUCCCUGGUGAAAGCUGGAAAUUGUAGCAGCCGGAGGGAAAUUUUUGGAUGGCGCAACCAUCUGGAUGAAAACGGGGGAUGGUUCAACACCACUUUGGAAACUUGCCUACUUGAACCACUUUGUGUAAACUGACUCCACAGAUAGAAGACUUGCCAGUGACAAACCAACGUAUAAAUUCACUUUGCUUAUCAUUCCAACAAGGCUACCACCACCACCACUGCCAUUGUCCUAAACUCUGUCUCACUGACCCGCCUCACAAAGUGGACAAUCGGUACCCUGCCAACUUUCACCGAAUCAAUAAAACACCUGCGACAAAGCAAGUGGUGUCUGUAGUAGUGCCGUGAAUGUGCGGGCGUUUGUCUGUCUGGCUGUCUAUAUAUAUACAUACGCAAAAUGAUAACAUGCAGAACGAUUGUUGAUUGAUAUCAGGAGUUGGCCGGACUCGGAGGUAGGUGAUCAAAGGGCAGACAUUGUUUGUAGAAAUUCCUGCUUACAUAACGGGGUCGAAUUACUAUACAAAAACAGUGUUUAUCAAACAUAUGUCUCCCUUUACCCCACUAUUAGUUACAUAUUCGUCUCCCUGCAUUACAUAGAUACAUAAUAAUAGCAAGUAAAUAACAGUGGUAGCACUGCCAGUGCAUUUGUGGAAAGUGUGUUUUUUUCUGAAACGAAUUUCGCCCAUACAGACAACAUGGAUGAUCUUAUUUAGCAUGAGUGUUACUGAUGUGAGCAAUUGUUUUACUAAUUAGUGAAGAACAACUAUGGCAGCGUUAAAGUUAUCCUGUGCUUCUCGUGCCACGCUGCUCUUCGUUCUAUUCACUCUUCACACACCAUCAGGCAGUGCUGGACGGAUUUUCGACGUGCAAUCGAUCCAGACGGACACGGUGGUGACGGAGGCGGGUUCGAACUUGACAUUGGCAUGUCCAGGUGCGACGGAGCACUCGUUGGUGAGCGUUCUCGAGUGGUAUUGUCACGGCUGUUCAUCUGCUGGUGUGCUGCAACAACCGUCCUCUUCUCAUCCAGGGGAUGUCAAGUUGGUGGAGCUGCGACGGGACAGCACGACAGUUUGGCAAAAUCGGGAAAGGGUGACUCUCAACUCGGAGACGUAUGCCCUUAAUUUCCACCCCGUUGUAGCAGGUGAUACUGGAGAAUACAAAUGUCUCGUGAAUGACAGACGACUUCCAGAAUCUAUCCUCAAACUCGUUGUUCAAGGAAGACCCGAACCCCCCGGCAGGCCUCUCAUCCUCGCCUUCACAUCCAGAGCCGUGAACCUCUCAUGGGCACCUCCUCUUGACACCCACAAUAGUCGGAUUACUCAUUAUAUCAUCCACACGAGAGUUGGAGAAGAUGGCCAAUGGGAUGAGGCAAGUGGAACAGUGACAGAAAACAACCGAACAAGCUAUCAGGUGACGGGAUUGCAACCAUUCAUCGUCUACAGUUUUCGAGUGGCAGCCGUCAAUGCGUUGGGGAAAAGUCCACCUAGCAAAGAAUCCUACUACAUUGUCACUCUCCGAGAAAUUCCUGAUGGGAAGCCGACUAUAACUGCGGCCCAAAAUGCGAGCUCCACGUCGAUCCGCCUGGCGUGGCGUCCUCCCCAGAGGCACACGAUUCACGGCGAGUUCAUCGGCUACCGGUUGGCCUUCAGACCGCGUGACAAAGGAGUCGACUCGAUCCAGGAAAUUUAUCUUCGCGACCCCAACAUCGAGUCGUACAUUAUACAAAAGUUGAUGACUUUCACCCAGUACCUCGUCUCGCUUCAAGUGUUUAAUCCGGAAGGGCUUGGUCCACCGACCACUGUGGCCGUCAUUACGGACGAAGGAGUUCCAGAUAAACCCUCGAAUUUGAGUGUGGCAUGGGUUACGGAUUCAAUGAUGGAAUUGUCAUGGUCUGAACCCUUGAAACCCAACGGGAAAUUGGAAGGAUACCGAAUUUUCUAUAUGCAGAACAACUUUACGGACGUGGUCACGGUGAAAAGUCCGACUGAACAUAUGAAAUUUGCAUUGAUGAACUUGGCGGCAUACACCGAGUACACAAUUUGGCUGAAAGCAUUUACAUGGAAAAACGAAGGCGAAUCAUCUGCAACAAUUGUCGUCAAGACGGACGUGCGUGGACCAUUUCCUCCUCGUAUUGUAAAUGUCUCAUGUCUUUCAGAGGAUGCUUUGUACAUUGCAUGGAAUCGUCCCACAAAAUUCUACAACACGAUCGACUUUUACUAUGUGGACUAUCGAAGUGACCAAUGGCGAGAUUUUGAAGAACUUACUGUCAAUGCCCAUGCAGAUCAACCUGAUCAUUCGAUAACUCUUCAGAAUCUCACAACGAAUGUAAUGUACGAAAUUCGAGUUAGAGGUGGAACUCGCAGCGUACUGGAAACCGAUAAAGUUUUCAAAGGACAGUACUCUGACUCCAAGCGGAUUUUACUUCAACAAAAUUGUGAGAAGACUCGAACUGUGACUCCGCUUCGUUCCGUCACGGAGUUUACUCCACAAGUUAUAGCAAUCGCUAUCUGUGCGUCAUUCGUGCUAAUCUUGAUGCUAAUUGCACUUGUAAUUUGGAGGCGAUGCUUCCAAGGUGCAUACUACUACCUUGAUGAUCCUCCAAGGAUCCCACCACUUGUCGGAGGUACUGGAUGGGACGGAGAUACUAAUGAUGAACUUAAACGAGCAAUUCCAGCGCACCUCUUUUCCAAACACGUGUCCGAACUACAUGUGGACGGCGAUAUAGGAUUCUCGAAAGAAUAUGAGCUGAUUCAAUCUUGUUCUGUGCAGGAUGAUUUUUCAUCAGAACAUUCUCAACACCCAGAUAACAAGCAAAAGAAUCGCUACUUGAAUAUCGUUGCAUAUGAUCACACUCGGGUACGACUGCAGCCAAUGCCUGGUCAGAAGAAAUGCAUUGAUUACAUCAAUGCUAACUACAUUGACGGAUUCCGGAAUGCCCAAGCCUACAUUGGAACUCAAGGACCCCUUCCUUCCACCUUUGAUUGCUUCUGGAGAAUGGUGUGGGAACACAAUGUCCACAUUAUUGUUAUGAUUACAAAUUUGGUGGAGAGAGGAAGAAAAAAGUGCGACAUGUAUUGGCCAAAGGAAGGAAUCGAAACUUAUGGAGUAAUUCAAGUACGACUUGUGAAGGAGGAAGUAAUGGCCACGUAUAUUGUGAGGACAUUCCAAUUGAAGCACUUAAAGCUCGGCGGAAACAAGAACAAACUCUGUAAAUUCCGAUCCUGUCAAGUUUACCAUUACACAAAUUGGCCCGAUCAUGGCACUCCAUCCCAUCCUCUUCCCGUUCUGAGCUUCGUUAAAAAGUCAGCAGCAGCCAAUCCAGUGGAUGGUGGUCCGAUCAUCGUUCACUGCAGUGCUGGAGUCGGUAGAACUGGAACAUACAUAGUUUUAGAUGCGAUGCUGAGGCAAGUUCAAUCUAGGGGAGACUUAAACAUCUUUGGAUUUCUCAACCACAUUCGGACUCAGAGAAAUUUCCUGGUCCAAACUGAGGAACAAUACAUUUUCAUUCAUGACGCUCUAUUGGAAGGCAUUGAAAGCGGAGAAACAAACGUGAACAAAACUUACUUGUCGCGGUACCUACACAGUCUUCUUUCUAGCAGCUACGCGGAUGAAAAAUCUGAAGUUUCUAGUCUACUUGAGAGGCAAUACAAGCUCGUCACUCAGUUUACUCCCAAAGAUUUUAAUUUGGCAUCUGCUCUCAAAGCGUCUAAUCUUACAAAGAACCGGAACUUGGACUGUGUUUGCACUGAUACAUACAGGGUUGCCCUUACCCCCAAACCGGGUGUAGAAGGCAGUGACUACAUUAACGCCUCCUUCUUUCCCGGAUACCACCGUUUGCAAGAGUUCAUUAUCACUCAGCAUCCACUGGAAGCUACAACUCCAGAAUUCUGGCAAAUGCUGUGGGAUCACAAUGUUCAAAUGGUAGUCGUCCUCUCUGUAAUUGACAACCAGGAAUACGGCACAUUCUGGCCUCCACAAGGAGAAGAUAUGGACUUUGACACGUUCCGAGUCAAACUUGUCCAAGAAUCCGACCAAGGAUGUUUUAUCAUUCGGGACUUUUCUAUUCAAUCAUUGCAGGAUGAUUACGAACUGAGCAUUAAAAUGGUCCAGUGCUCCCAUUGGCCGCAUACCAUGAUCUCUCCUUCGUCCGCUGUCUUUGAGCUUGUCACUUUCACACAAGAGUCACUCCGGGAGUCUUCAUCUGGUCCAAUCGCUGUGCUUGACAGAUUUGGUGGAACGGAAGCAGCUACAUUUUGCACUUUGACAACACUAGUGAAACAAAUGAAUUUGGAAAGUCAUAUUGACGUCUACAUGUAUGCAAAGCUCUAUCACGAACAAAGACCUGGAGUCUGGAAAAAUCUGGACGAUUAUCUUUUCCUUUACCGUUGUAUGGAAGCACUCACCUGUACGAGCAACGGAAUUCCUCACACUCCAACUAGUCCUUCGCCAUUACUUCCACCCUCAGGCACAGACCCAUUUAUUACAACAACGCCAAACAUUCUCCCCCCAAACGGUCACAUGAACGGAAGAAUAAUUCAUAACGGGAACGGAACAGUCAGAGUUCCACCUGAUGGGAUGGAAACCGUCGACCACUCCGGUGAUCCCAUGGUGUAACCCAUGUAGUAGUGCAAAUUCCUCAUUUGUGCAGCUUUAUGUGUUUUAUAUUAUAUGGCCAUAUGGACAACAAAGCAAGUUGCUCUUCCCUGUGAUAUAUAACUUAGACUGUGGUUUGUGCGUGGUCUCCCGUGUCCUAUAGGCCACCCCCUGCUUAAAAACGUCAAGUCACUCGUCUCCUUCUUAGUGCUAUUCCGUUCAAGUCAGCAAAAUUGGAUUCAUUGAUUGAUAUUUAUAGGCGAUAUUGAAGAAGCUCACUUCACUGCGAUGUGUAAUCCCCGGUUGUCGAUCCAAAAUUCGAGUUACUUAUUGCAAUCUGACGACUCUAUUAGGUUCCUACCAUUGUGACACUUUUCUAUCACAUAAAAUCAGUAACUUGUAUGUACUUGCUUGCAAAUGCACAAUCACCCGUUGUGUGUAGUUACUACAUAUGCACUUUAUACAAACGGAACUGUCAGCAAUGCAUGUCAGCAUGGCGUAAAAAUAUUUAUUUUUAAUUGUAUCAAAUGAUGAAACAUGAGAUUUAUAUAUUCUCAAACACAAAAUUAUUACCUAUGUAUGUACCCAGGUACGAGUAGAUGUGUAUCUGGGUUUGUAUAGUAGUUUCGAAUUUACAUACUGUGCGUGUAUGUGAACAAAACGGUAACAACUUUCAGUUAAAUAUUUCUCAAUAUUCACUAUUUAAAGCUGAUGUUGUAUUGUCUAACUGAAGAAGACAACGGAAUAAUUCUGUGAACAUCAAUUUUUUUGCUGUUUCUUAAAAAAUAAAAUUAUCUGGCCGAGUAAGAACAACUCGAUAAAAUAUUUUUUACCCUGCCGAGAAUUAAUGUAAAUUUAGAACGAACUUAAUCUAAAUUUAAGUUAAGUACAUUUUCUUACCAACUUCGUCUAAGUCUUAAAUGCUCGAUAAAGCCCUAAAUCAGUGUAUAAUUAUUCAUGCUUGCGUAGCAUCUAAACGCGUAAUUGUUUUCUGGAGUCAACUAAAUUAAGCAGAAAGAAAACUACGUUAUUAUUAACAUAUAUAUUAUGUCAAGUGAUUUGAUUUAUUAAUAAGUGUGUAAUUGCAUGACACAAUGAUGACAAAUUGCUUAGUAUUAUAUAAGAAGAAAAAAGUCUGUCAUGUCGCUUACAAAAUAUUCCAAUAGUUGUUAACGUUUAUCUGUUAUUUAAUCAUUGCAUUCUGUUACUGUUUAACAUGCCAGCGGAAAGAAAUAUAACAGCGUCCAUGUUAUAUUGCAACUUGUACAUAAUCCUAUAUAUUUAUCAUAGUAAUGUAUCUCCAUAUUAUGUGCAAACUAAACCCGUUGCUUCGACCUACAACACUUUAUUUAUAUCGUUUUUUAUCAAUUCUUAUACAAAUGUGUUCUGUUGCUUAUUAAAUCAAGGUAUUCAAUGUGUAU
Molecule: messenger RNA, 6981 nt
Organism: Folsomia candida
Lineage: Eukaryota; Metazoa; Arthropoda; Collembola; Entomobryomorpha; Isotomidae
Gene: Ptp99A
Product: tyrosine-protein phosphatase 99A
Exons: 26
Coding region: 1733-5581 (1282 amino acids)
Biological process (GO): protein dephosphorylation
Molecular function (GO): protein binding; protein tyrosine phosphatase activity
Source: RefSeq, a predicted model, not a curated record